GUUUCUUGGUCACUGCUCGGCGCACUGGUGCGGCACAACACGAUAAUUGGUCCCACAGUGAUCAGUUAAUUCAAUACCUGCGUCUACCAUCAUAGGAAAAAGACCAAGGCUGACCAAAAUAAAGCCUUUAAAUAAACAUCGUAGACACUGUUUUGUUGCAUCCUCCAAGUUCUAUUAUAACUGAGACUAGCAAGCAAGCUGUGUGAGUUAGCCAACACACGUUCGAAUAUAAAAUUCCUAGGAGGAUAUACCUUCAGCAGGAUACACGUGUACCUUCAGCAGGAUAGGUGUAUACCCUCAGCAGGAUAUAUACCACAAGCUGGACAUACCGCUAACAGACAAGACCUCCAAACGCGACCGUUAAGAGCUCAUCAGACCAUGAACCAACAAAAACGUUUAGAAAUUCUCCUGGAAGAAAACCAAGAAAUGACGAUUUUCAAAACGAGAGACUUUAAGAAAACCGAAGAAGAACUGAAAACGGAUAAGGAAACGUACGAGGCAGCGUUAACGGAGGUUCAGCCAUGGCGAGCAUCUGUUGAAGAGAUUUUAGGAAAGAUGGUGAAGUCAGACUUAACAGAGCUGAGAUCCAUGAUGCAUCCGCCGCAGCACGUGAAGACUGUGUGUCAAUGUCUGCCGGUACUACAGGGGUUACAUGUUGAUAUUGAAAACUGGAAGGCCGUGCACGCCACAUUCUCUGACACCGGGUUCUUUAGGAGUCUAAAGGCUCUAGACUUGGACAGUAUCACGCAUAAACAAACAGCAGUCAUUAAAGAUUUGCUGAAGAACAUAACAGAAGAAGAAAUGUUAAAAGUUAGUAGUUCCGGUGUGGGAAUUCUGAAGUUUUUGGAGGCGGUUCUGGACUACUGUGAGGCUUCCAGAAAAGCUCACCUGAGCAAAAAGAAAGAAAAGCUUAUCAAAACCCAAGAAAUGCACAAAGUGAAAAAACGGGAAUUGGAGAAGAUGGGAGAAGAGAAAGUUGCUUUGGAAACAGAACUGCGACAGUUGAUGGGAAGACCAGAGGCCAGCGAAUAACAGACGACAACUCCUUUUCUUUUUUUCUAAUUUUUAAAAAUUAUUAUUUUUCCCCCUUUUUUAGCAUUUUUACAACUUUCAUUUCACAGCUAUUUUUUAAAAAGAAUGACAUCCCUUUCCGUUUGAUUUAAGACCGUAAUUUUAAAACGCUUUCUCUUUUCUCUUUGAUACAACAUUUAUCUCAUAAUGGCAAUAAA
Molecule: messenger RNA, 1229 nt
Organism: Liolophura sinensis
Lineage: Eukaryota; Metazoa; Mollusca; Polyplacophora; Chitonida; Chitonidae
Product: dynein axonemal heavy chain 10-like
Exons: 6
Coding region: 379-1032 (217 amino acids)
Biological process (GO): microtubule-based movement
Cellular component (GO): dynein complex
Molecular function (GO): dynein light intermediate chain binding; dynein intermediate chain binding
Source: RefSeq, a predicted model, not a curated record